Molecule: messenger RNA, 2940 nt
Organism: Gadus morhua (Atlantic cod)
Lineage: Eukaryota; Metazoa; Chordata; Actinopteri; Gadiformes; Gadidae
Product: zinc finger protein 436
Exons: 4
Coding region: 593-2326 (577 amino acids)
Biological process (GO): regulation of transcription by RNA polymerase II; embryo development
Cellular component (GO): nucleus
Molecular function (GO): DNA-binding transcription activator activity, RNA polymerase II-specific; RNA polymerase II cis-regulatory region sequence-specific DNA binding
Source: RefSeq, a predicted model, not a curated record
CUUUCCACCUUGAGUAAAUUUACUUUUGAUGUAGUAGAUUCUAGGCAGCAUAGAUUCUAGGCUGAUAGUAGACUCUAACUGCGCUAAAAAGCGUGGUCCUCUUUGGAAAAGCAUCAUGACCAGCGCCCUGCUAAAACACGAGUCAAACUUGGGAGUUGUAUUUCAAAGAUUGAAUAAGUCCAGAGCCCAGAAGGGUUUCAAGACGGAUGCCACAUGAGCUGGUUUAUUAUUCUCAAACAUCAAUGAAUUCAAAAUGUAUAAAUGUUAGCUGAUCAGCUUACAGGGAAGGACACGUUGUCACUUGCUAUUUUCAAAAUAGAAUAAGUGCGCUUGUCUCGCAUUUCGUUUUGUGCUCGGAUCAUUUUGCGCUGGUGUUCGUUCAGUGUCCUUAACCUGGCCAACCACUUGAGCUUUGAGUCUAGGGAGGACGGUGCUGGAGGAGAUGUCCCUCUCCAAAACUGUGAAUCUUUGUCAGCAGUACACAUUUUAAACCCUCUGUGUCAAUGAAGACUGCGAUGCCUUUGGAGACCGUAGCACGCAGCGCGGCGCCACCUCUAAGAAUCUGGGUGUGGACGGCCCUGGCUCCUCCCACAUGUCCAGUCACAGCGGGGAGCUGAAGAUCCUGAGCGUCUACGGUAAAGGGGAGGGCCCACUGGCGGUGGACGGCCAUGACACCCUCUUCACCGCGUCAGAAGUGGAGGCCCUGAACUCGCUGUCUGCGGACCACAGCGUGGCCAAGAGCCUGGAGCGCGGUGAGCGGCUGGUCUGCCGCGAGGAGCUGAGUGUGCAGCAGACCCCAGACACCAUUUCAAUCAAGGUUGAAGAGGAUGUUGAUGGAGGCAUGCACGCUGGAGAAGACGUCAAUGACAUCAGAGACUGCAGCACGCAGCGCGGCGCCACCUCGGAGAGUCUGCGUGUGGACGCCCCUGGCUCCUCCCACAUGGCCAGUCACAACGGGGAGCUGCGGAUCCUGAGCGUUUACGGACAAGGGGAGGGCCCACUGGCGAUGGGCGGCCAUGACACUCUCAUCGCCGCGUCAGAACUGGAGGCCUUGAGCUCGCUGUCGGCGGACCGCAGCGUGGCCGAGAGCCUGGAGUGCGGCGCGCGGCUGGUCCGCCUUGAGGAGCUGACUGGGCAUCGGGGCGGCCGCGAGGGCCGGCACGGUGUCUUGUGUGGCAAGGUUUUUCCCAACAAUGCCAAUAUGAUCGUCCACAUGAGAACCCGACCCGACGAUAAGCCGUACGGGUGCGACCAAUGCACGAAGAGCUUCAGACUGCAACGCGACCUGAAGAUCCACAUGCUGACUCACACCGGGGAGCAGACCUACAGUUGUGACCAAUGCACGAAGAGCUUCAGUCAGACAUCGUACCUGAAUCGCCACAUGAGGACUCACACCGGGGAAAAGCCCUACAAGUGUGACCAAUGCACGAAGAGCUUCGGACAGAAAGGCACCCUGAAGAUCCACAUGAGGACUCACAUCGGCGAGAAGCCCUACAAGUGUGACCAAUGCACGAAGAGCUUCAGACUACAAUGCGACCUGAAGAUUCACACGCUUACUCACACUGGCGAGAAGCCCUACAGCUGUGAACAAUGCACGAAGAGCUUCAGUCAGGCAUCCUAUCUGAAUCGCCACAUGAGGACUCACACCGGGGAAAAGCCCUACAAGUGUGACCAAUGCACGAAGAGCUUCGGACAGAAAGGCACCCUGAAUCUUCACAUGAGGACGCACACCGGCGAGAAGCCCUACCAGUGUGACCAAUGCACAAAGAACUUCAGACAGCAUUGCUCCCUCAAGAUACACAUGAGGACUCACACCGGGGAAAAGCCCUACAAGUGUGACCAAUGUGCAAAGCGCUUCAGUCGCAAAGGCGACCUGAAGAUUCACAGGAGUUCUCACACCGCAGAGAUGCCCUACAGGUGUGACCAAUGCACGAUGCGCUUCAGUCUGACAGGCACCCUGAAGCUCCACAUGAGGACUCACACCGGGGAGAUGCCCUACAAAUGUGACCAAUGCACUAAUUGCUUCAGUCAGAAAAGCUACCUGAAGAGCCACAUGUGGACUCACUCCGGGGAGAAGCCCUACAAGUGUGACCAUUGCACGAAGCGCUUCAGCCGGAAAGGCAACCUGAAGAUCCACAUGAGGACUCACUCCGGCGAGAAGCCCUACAGGUGUGACCAAUGCACUAUGCGCUUUAAUCAGAGCUGCAAACUGAAAAUCCACAUGAGGAAUCACACCGGGGAGAAGCCCUACGUGUGUCUGCAGUGCAACGCCAGCUACAGCAACCAAAGAGAUUUGAGUGUGCACAUGCUCAAGCACACGGGGUAACGGGACGCUUUGAUUGAGACCUGAGUCCUGCAUUUGUUGAAAUGUGCUCCUUUCUUUUUGCAUCAUGAUUAAACGCUUUCCAACCUUUAGAAAGGUGGAAGAAUAACUUCUUUCUACGACACUUCUGACUGCAAAAUAAAUGAUUUACUCUUAGAGCUUGAUCAUAGGAGGAUACAGGCAGCAAAGUUACCAAGCAUUCGCUCAAUUGCAAAUGCAAACUAUCUUAACACCUUUCAAUUCGCUCCGUGCACAAUAUGGCGACCGUUGACAUUCUAACUUGUUUGUGUGGUCCAGUACUUCCGGUCCACACUUCCGGUGAUCAGACAGCGACACCGAAACAGAGCUUGUUUGCUUAUUAAAGAGUUGGUUUUUCCAGAGAUCAUUUUUUCAUUCCAAUUUUCAUUCCCCGUUGACGCUUCGGUACGGGCUGAGUGGAAGCAGAGAAUCCGUGGAAUGGGUACAAAAUACCUGCACCCAGAACGAGUGUCUGGGAACGACGUCCGCGGGCCGAGAGUCCCGCGAUAUUCAAAUGACAUUUCAAUCCGCAAAACGUUUUGCAAAAUCUUUUGCAAAGCGUUCGUUUUGCGGAUUGAAACGUCAUUUGAAUAUCGCAA